AUGAAGUCCUUAAUUUUCUUGACUUGGGUGACAGUCAUUCCUUUGGUUCGCGGAUUCCGAUGUGGAUUUCUGACUCAAACAAGCUCUGCUGCUGCAAGAACUCCGUUUCCAACAUUGUCAAAUCCGUGUUCCUUGGACAAUGUUUGUCUUUUAACAUCACCGUUAUCGCCUUCCAAGGCACGGAUGCAGUCAACAAGGCUCUUUGCGAUACCUCGGGAGGAAGAUGCCAUCGAAAGACUGUUAGAAGGGGUAGAAUUUGAUGGUGAUACCACCCCCGAGAUAAUAAGACUGGCUCCAAAUGCUAAGGACGUUGACGGUGCCAUGUUUGAGGAUAUUGAAACUGGUAAACCGUCAGAAAUGAUGGUGAUGAAAGAGCUCUUGGGCAUCAACGGCUUUACUUAUCUCUUAGGAGCUCUGAUUGCCUUGCUUUUGUCGCUGAAUUUCUUCUUGGGACCAGGUUGGAUGGGCCAGGCGAUGGGUAUACAAGGAGUCGGUACUUUUGAAGAGGUUUCCAAAUCUUUACCUGAUACUGUUGAUCUCAGCCGUCCAGAAUUCCGACUCGAUCUUUAG
This is a messenger RNA of Cylindrotheca closterium, 570 nucleotides long. The record is from the annotation of a GenBank genome assembly. Lineage: Eukaryota; Bacillariophyta; Bacillariophyceae; Bacillariales; Bacillariaceae.